This is a messenger RNA of Cladophialophora immunda, 2226 nucleotides long. RefSeq lists its product as uncharacterized. Gene Ontology annotation, cellular component: cortical actin cytoskeleton. Bases 125 to 2005 code for a protein of 626 amino acids. Gene Ontology annotation, molecular function: actin filament binding. Lineage: Eukaryota; Fungi; Ascomycota; Eurotiomycetes; Chaetothyriales; Herpotrichiellaceae. The transcript has a single exon. Gene Ontology annotation, biological process: positive regulation of actin filament depolymerization; actin filament depolymerization. The record is from RefSeq and is a predicted model, not a curated record.
GCCCAAACAAGAAGUCUAUUUGCAUGCUGCGACCUGCAGUGUAGUUGCCUACCCGCGUUGCAACUCAAAUAAAGCUACGAAAGGUGCUCGCGUUCAUUCCUGCGACACCUAGACAUAAAAUAAGAUGUCCAUAAACGCCGAAGGCAUCUAUGCCGCUCUUCCGUCCACAUCUAGAGGCUUGCCUACCCCUCUAAGCUCUGACUCCAAGGGCGAGCGCAUUGCGUACGCCGCCAACAAGUCCAUAUUUCUUCGAUCCAUCGACAAUCCUGCUAUAUCCACUCAGUAUACCCAACACACAACCACUACCACAGUCGCCAGAUUUGCGCCUUCCGGCUUCUAUUGUGCCUCUGGUGAUGCUUCAGGCAUUGUUCGGGUUUGGGACUGCUCACCCAAUGGGUCAGGAGCGACAAAAGGAGAAUAUGCCAUCAUAUCAGGCCGGAUCAAUGACAUCGCGUGGGACGGUGACAGCCAGCGCAUUAUAGCAGUGGGCGACGGAAAACAACGUUAUGGACACUGCGUGACGGCGGACUCGGGCAACACAGUGGGAGAGAUAAGCGGGCACUCUGCACAGGUCAAUGCGGUCAGCAUCAGACAACAAAGACCCCUGCGAGCAGCUACAGGAGGUGAUGACAAAAACUUGGUCUUCUAUCACGGGGCUCCAUUCAAAUUCAAUGGCAUCCCUGGCCGAGGAAACCAUACGAAUUUCAUCUACGGAGUUGCCUUCUCACCUGACGGCAACCACCUGGUCAGCGUCGGCGGAGACAAGAAGAUCUAUUUAUACGACGGUAAAACUGGGGAGGUGAAUACUGAGAUUACGGAUGGCUCAGAAGGCCACAAGGGCAGUAUUUUCGGGGUCUCGUGGUCCAAAGAUUCGAAGAACUUUGUGACUUGUUCCGCAGAUCGGACUGUCAAGACCUGGGAUGUGGAAGCUGGGAAAGUCACGCAUACCUGGUCUUUUGGCGAUGCUAUGGCUGUUUCGGAUCAGCAAGUCGGUGUCGUAUGGCCUGCAGGCAGGUCAGAUGGAUUGAUUAUAUCUCUGUCUCUGAGCGGCGACCUCAACUAUUUACACACCGGCUCAAGCAAACCCUCAAAAGUCAUUUCAGGUCAUCAGAAGAACAUCACGGCCCUUACGUCUUCCGGAGAUGUGGACAGUGCAACUCUGUGGACAGGCAGUUCUGAGGGGCGAUUAUGCUCCUGGGAUGCUGCAAACGGUGCGGCGGAGACAAUCGAGGGCGACGGACCUACCAACAUCAUCUCAGGACUUGCUGCUGCGCCUUCUGGAAAACACCCUCAGGUCUUUACUGUUAGCUGGGAUGAUACCUUGAGAACAGUCGACGCCGGAGCCAAGACGUUUACGGGGAAUUCGACAAAAUUGUCAUCGCAGCCAAAAGCUAUAGCCUGCACGACGGACUCUCUGGUUGUUGUAGCUCAACUAGAAAGCGUCAUUGUCUACAAAGAUGGGGAAGAAGACGGCGAGCUGCCUUUGAAAUCAACGCCCACAUCUCUCGCCUCUCACGGCAGCACAGUCGCAAUUGGUUCUCAGGAUUCCAGCCUUCGUCUAUUCUCGGUUGUGCCUGGAAAAGCGCCCAAGCAGGUUGCGUUUGUUGAACAGGUCUCUGCCCAUCCGCUAACGGCUAUAUCCUUCUCAAAUGAUGGCUCGAUGUUGGCAGUUGGUUCUGCUGCAGGAAAAAUCUAUGUCUACAAGAUCAGCACUGGAAUCACAGGCCUCGUAACUGGAACCUCCUCACUCGAGCUUGUGACCGAUCGUUGGAGCGCUCAUACGGCAAAGAUCACCUGUAUUGCCUGGAAUCCAGAAGGAACAGGGGCGGCUUCUGGCAGCCUGGAUACCAAUAUUUUUGCUUGGAGUCUGAAGGAACCUGGAAAGCGGGUCAAGGAGACGAAUGCGCAUAAAGAAGGAGUCAACGGUCUCGUUUGGCUUGGAGACACUGUGUACAGCACCGGAGCAGAUGCCACGGUCAAGAAGUGGAAGAUCAAGAUAGCCUAGAUGGAUGCAUAGACGUUACGAGGCACAUGGCGUUACGAGCUGAUGAGGGACUAGGCGGUCUCCUGGAUGAGACAGCCUGAUUCCAUGAGGACGAGCGAGGCUGCGGGCGCCCUCGCGGCUUAACGAGGCCAGGUAGCGAAAUGAUUAGCAUCAAUAGCCAGCACUUGUCCCUGAAGGUCCUUUAUGUAAGCUCGUAACAACAUAGACUCGAUAUUCGUUCA